Molecule: messenger RNA, 1587 nt
Organism: Vitrella brassicaformis
Lineage: Eukaryota; Vitrellaceae
Source: the annotation of a GenBank genome assembly
CGCUCACCUCCUCCCAUUCAAUGAUUCACUGAUGUGUGUAUGUGUGUGUUGUGGGGGCAGGCCAACGGAAGCGUCACUCCUCCCUCACUCCCUCACUCCCUCAUUCCGACUUUCUCUCUUUUUGGCCGGUCGGUCGGCAUUAAUUGUGUCGUGUCCAUGCAUGUGCAUGAGAAGCGGUUUCUCCGUUCUUUCCGACUCGACUCUCACUUGUUGUCUCUCUCGCUGUGAAUCCACCCACCUCACACUGAGUGACGACACUGCUGGAAACAGCCGCCCGCCCACUGAGUGGUUUAACAUUUGACGUCACAGCACACCUUGGGUCAAUCAACACAGAGACAGACGGAAAAAUGGCCGGCCCGUCCAUCCGCUCGAUUCAUCAAUACAGCCCUUCCCCGCACGCACAUAUGCACCGACCCACGCGACAAUCAGACGCCCCUCCCUCAGUACGUCACCCGCGCCCCUUGGACGAGACAAACAGCGACUUGUACACGUCAGAUUUGCCCUCCAGGUGACUCCUCAUACCCUCACCACCCUCACCCACCCUGGCCUUCUUGGCUGCCGACGGCACCACCUCGCCGUUCGCUGCUGCUGGUGGUGGUGCUGGCGGCGCGCUGUUGGCCGGCUCGGCGGGUCUUUUCUUGCUUUCGACCGCCGCUGAACCGUUGGGUGCUGGUGUAUCGUUGCUGGCUGCCGCUGCCGCUGCCUUGGCUUUCUUGGUCUUGGGGUUCUUGGCUCUGAUGGCGUCAAUCUUUUGCCUGUUGGCCUUGAGCUCGUCCUCGGUGGGCACCAGACACACCAGGUCCUCGUCGGUGUAGACGGCACCGCAGCUGAGGCACUUCUUGCUGUCGGUGGUGGUGCCGUCCUCCUGCUGCUUGCUCUCGCCCUCCUUUGUGUUGCUGCUGCUGUGGUUGUGGUUCUUGCUCUCGUUGCCGAACUGCUUGAGAGCCUUGUCCGACAGCACGCACCCGCACUUCCACACGAGCACCCCCUUGGCGUUGCCGUCCAUGUCCACCCUCGUAAUGGGACACACCAGCCGACCCGUCGAGCUGUUCCACUCCCCGCCCACCUCACGGAAGUCGCGAGACCCACGGAUGUGCUCCGCGUUGGGCGGCAGGGUCUUGUCCAGCAGACGCCUCAGCAGCGCCUCCUUGUUGUAGAGCUGACCGAGCCGGCAGGCCACGACAGGCGGGGAGAGCUUCUCCUGGCUGACAGCGCAUGUGCCCCACCGAAGUCGCCGCUCGGUGGUGGUGUCGUACUUCUCGUCGCCGGCUCGGACCUGUGUGUUGGGCGUGUAGCCCAUGCCGCCGAGAUUGCGGGCGAACUUGUAGCCGGCUGUGCGGAUCAUGUCCGCGCGGCCGGGGAUGGAGCCGCCGUCGCCUCCCAUCCUUGGCUACGCUGUCCUGACGGAUGUAGCUAUCACUGGGGUGUUCUCCUGCAAGCGAAACACACGCACAGAAGAGAGAAUGUCGGUGUCUUGUGUCUUGUGUCUUGUGUCCUUUGACGCUUGCCAAUCUAUGCUUGUGGCUACCUUGAGAAUUGUCUCGAGGGCUGCGAUGACGUAGCAAAGCCUCAAACGCUGAAUUCAGG